CAUUUACAUCGGGUUAUAUUGUUUGACAUUGAGAAAUGUCUGAGAUGUUUUAUGAGGAUUUCACAUCUGAGACUCUGGAAAUGGACAGAGAGACAACAGAGAUGAUGGACAUGUAUGAAAAUUCGGAUGCUGUAAGAAAUGAUAAAGUGAUGAUAAACAACACGCUUCAACAUACAGGAAGAGUCUCAGUGAAGAACAGAAAACACAGAUCAGUUCAAGUGUGUUUGUGUUUACUGUCUGUUCUUCUGUUCACUGCUGUAAUAGUCAUCUGUGUCUAUUUCAACGAGAGAAACCAACUAAUAAGACACAACUAUAGAUUGACUAAAGAAAGAGAGGAACUGUACAGUUGGCUUACUAAACAAGAUCAGCGCUUUUAUAACUUUAAGUGGAUUUACUACAACUUGAGUUUUUAUUACAUUUCUUCUGAGGGGAGAAGCAGAAAUGAAAGCAGACGAGACUGUGAACAGAGAGGUGCAGAUCUAGUCAUUAUAAAUAACAAAGAGGAACAAGAGUUUUUGCUGAAGGCUACAGCUGGUCAAUAUUGGAUUGGUCUGAGUAAAGAGCUGGAGGUGUGGAAAUGGGUUGAUGAUACCAAACUAGCAUUAAGUUUCUGGAUAAAUAGACAUCCCAGACACAGUGAGACAUGUGCUGCGACAUCUUCAUCAGGAUGGGUUAGUUAUUCAUGUGAUAGGAACCAAAGAUGGAUCUGUGAGAAGAGAAUUUUACAAUCACUGAUCAUAUGAUAAAUAAACAUAAAUAAUUUACUUUUAAGCAAUAAAUAAACUAAACUGUAAAAAAUAUAUUCACUCAACUUAGAUUUUUUUAUCAUCUAAGUUCACUUAUAUUAAGUUACAAUUUUAAGUAGUUUCAACUUGAAAUGUUUUGUUCUCAUAUUUAAAUAUUUGACCCAACUAUUUAUUUCAACUAACCUGGACUUACAAAGUUUAGUUGAAAUCGUUAACUUACCUUUUCAAGUUUUCUGUACUAACAUUCAAGUUCAUUCAACCUAAAUAAUUGACCCAACUAUUUAUUUCAAGUUACCAGGACUAAAAAGGUUUAGUUGAAAUAUUGUAACCAUGUUUUUUUUAAGUUGUACUAUAAUUCAAGUUGUAAUUUAAUGUGUCUUAUUUUACUAGCUUGGAUUAGCAAAUCCAGCCAAUUAAAUAACACCUUUCCAAUAAAAGACUUAAUGGACUCUAUGCAUGCUUAACUUCUGCGUUUGACUCAAGGCUGCUCUUCAGCUUCCGGUAUGGGAGAUUUAAAGCGAAGUGAUGGCAGAAUCGCUAAAAUGUACUCGUUGUUUGCUGGAUUUACCCAAAUUUACAAUCAAUGAUGUGUGAAGAAUUGUCCAGAUGUGCAAACUCGAGAAAGGUUGCAAGUAUUGAGUGUUGUUUUAUCUCUGUAAUCAUUAAGAGAUGUUUAGAUAUCCUGUACUAGCCGGGCUUUCUGUGCUGUUUUUUUACGAUUCAUCCAGCAGGCUAAUCAUGUUAGUAAUAUAUUAAUGUCUUUGUAAUGUUGUCUUAAAGUGUCAGGUAAAAUAAGAGACACGGUCACUGCUAUAUGAGGAAAAAGCUAUUCCAACUGCAGCAGGACUGAUAGCUAAAAUGUGACGUUCAGAGUUCUGUUCUAAGUUUUUACUGUUUUAUUUUUGUAUAUUCACAUCAAUUGUCAAAACAUUUUUACUUGGUUAUUUUUUAGUUAGUAUCUUGGAACAUAGUGGAUGUAAAGAACAAAAAGCAAACGGGACUAUUGACUUUGGUAAAGUCUGUUUUAGAAAUCUAUAUUAUUUGUUUAUCCCUGGUGUUAUUUUGUAUAUUUUAAUACCCGUGUAUUUAGUUUGUUGUGUAUGUGUUUUAUUUUUUUCUGAAGUUAUUCUUGUUGUCUUUGAUAUUAAUUUUCUAUUUGUCUUUUGCAUUUGUAAUUAGGCUAA
Paramisgurnus dabryanus is the source of this 1930-nucleotide messenger RNA. RefSeq names its product C-type lectin domain family 2 member B-like. Lineage: Eukaryota; Metazoa; Chordata; Actinopteri; Cypriniformes; Cobitidae. The record is from RefSeq and is a predicted model, not a curated record.